Molecule: messenger RNA, 4514 nt
Organism: Podarcis muralis (Common wall lizard)
Lineage: Eukaryota; Metazoa; Chordata; Lepidosauria; Squamata; Lacertidae
Gene: TBC1D2B
Product: TBC1 domain family member 2B
Biological process (GO): regulation of GTPase activity
Molecular function (GO): small GTPase binding; GTPase activator activity
Source: RefSeq, a predicted model, not a curated record
CUGUAGCCUCACACCCUCUCAGGAGCGCAGAGAGGCGGCGGCGGCGCUGCUGCUGCUGCUCUUGCCGCCGCGAUGCCUUCUGCGGGCUGCUGCGAGGAGGCAGAAGGCGACGGCGCCGCCGCGCCUGGGGAAGGUCCUCCGGCGGCGGCGGCGGCGCCCCCCUCGGCCUCGGAGCGGCCCCGGCUGUGCGGCUACCUGCAGAAGCUGACGGGGAAGGGCCCGCUGCGGGGCUUCCGCAGCCGCUGGUUCGCCUUCGACCCGCGCUGCUGCGCCCUCUACUACUUCAAGGGCUCCCAGGAGGCGGUGCCCCUCGGGCGCCUCGACAUCGCCGGAGCCUCCUUCAGCUACCACCAGCCGGCCGAGGCCCCCGGCGCUGCCGCCGCCGCCGCCGCCGCCCCGGCCUCCGCCUCCUUCUCCGCCGCCUCGUCCUCCUGCUCCUUUUCCGGCGGCGGCGACAGCAGCGGCGGCGGCGGUGUCGGGGAUGUCGAGGCCGCCCUCGGCAGCACAUUCGAGAUCCACAGCCCCGGCGGCGGCGUCACCGUCCUCAAGGCACCAACACACCAGGAUAUGAAGUACUGGCUUCAGGAGCUUCAGCAGAGGAGAUGGGAGUAUUGUAACAGCCAUGAUGCAACUAAGAGAGUCAGUCAAAUUUCACCGACACCAUGUGACUCCUCCAAAGGGCUUGUUGCCAAAGAUAAUACUGAUUGGACCACCAUGUUUUCAAAUGCAUCAGCAGAGAAAGCUAGAAAUGUCCUAAUGGUGGAGGCAGCACGCACAGAACUGGUGGGAGAACAGGCAGCGUGCCAGCCAGCCCCAGGCCAGCCAAGUGCCAUUAACUUUUCUUUGAAGCAACUGGGUACAGAUAUCAAGAACUCUGUGUCUUCACUAAGAACUGGAAAAGGAAGCAAUGAGAACCGUAAGAGUAUUUUUUACACAGAGGAGUGGGAAUUUCUAGAUACGAAGGAUUUGGAGGAGUCGAUAGUUCAAGAUCGGAAGAGGUUUUCAGGGGAGCAGAGCAAAGGCGUGUCUGGUCCAGCCUUUCCAUUUGAUUUUGGCCGCAUUCCACACAGAACAAGGCGUCCUUUAAAGGAAAUGAUUGCAGGCAGCAAAAACCGGAAUAGCACAGAGUCUUCUUCUGAUGAGUGUAAUGGAAACAAGCUGGCUUCCGAGAUGCAGUUGAAGUUCCAGAGCCAACAGGAAGAGUUGGAGAGUCUCGAGAAGGAGCUGUUGAGUCAAAAGGAACUUGUGCGGCUUCUGCAGCAGACUGUCAGAUCUUCACAGUAUGACAAAUAUUUUGUAGGGCAUCUUUGUGAUGGAGUCCCCAAAGAUAAGUUAGAGCUGCUUCAUGAAAAAGACAAUCAGAUAUUGGGUCUCAACAACCAGCUUGAAAAGCUUAAUCUGGAGAAGGACAGUUUGCGGCAGGAAGUAAAGAAUUUGAAAUGCAAGGUGGGCGAGCUGAAUGAGCAGCUGGGCAUGCUUAUGGAGACCAUUCAAGCCAAAGAUGAAGUGAUUAUGAAACUUUCCAGGGAGCUGAGUGAAUGCGAGGGCCAGUCAUCUGGCCAGAGUGGAGGAUCAGUCCAUUCUCCCAUGUCUUCUUCCAUCAACAAAGAACUGCAGGAGCUUGACAGGCUGAAAGAUAGUCUUCAGGGUUAUAAAAACCAGAACAAAUUUUUAAAUAAAGAGAUCCUAGAACUGUCUGCUUUACGGAGAACUGCUGAAAACAGAGAAAGAGACUUGAUGACAAAGUAUACAAGCCUUGAAGCCAAGCUCUGCCAAGUGGAAAGUAAGUAUCUUAUCUUGCUUCAAGAGAUGAAGACCCCAGUUUGCUCAGAGGAGCAGGGUCCUUGUCAUGAUGUGGUGACCCAGCUCCUGGAAGAUGCCUUGAAAGUGGACAGCAGUGAGCACCUGGAGCAGACAUACUUCAAACCUCACAUGGUCAGUGAAUAUGAUAUUUAUGGGUUUCAGACAGUCCCAGAGGACGAUGAGGAAGAGAAGCUGGUAGCGAAGGUUCGGGCCUUGGAUCUGAAAUCCCUUUCCCUUACUGAAAACCAGGAGAUGUCCACAGGGGUGAAGUGGGAGAACUAUCUGGCUAGCACCAUGAACAGGGAGAUGGUGCGUUCUGUGGAACUCAAGAACCUCAUUCGGUAUGGGAUUCCGCAUGCCCACCGCUCCCAGAUGUGGAAAUGGUGCAUUGGCCUUCAUGUAAAGAAGUUCAGAGAACACAUGGACCCGGGCUACUUCCAAUCACUGCUUCAGAAUGCCUUGAAGAAGCAGAACCCGGCUUCAAAGCAGAUAGAGCUAGAUCUUCUGCGGACUUUGCCCAACAACAAGCAUUACUCUUCUCUGACAUCUGAAGGAGUGCAGAAGCUGAGGAAUGUCUUGCUUGCAUUUUCUUGGCGGAACCCAGACAUAGGAUAUUGCCAGGGUCUCAACAGACUGGUGGCAAUUGCGCUUCUCUACUUGGAGCAGGAAGAUGCCUUUUGGUGCCUAGUUACAAUAGUGGAGGUCUUCAUGCCUCGGGACUAUUAUACUAAAACCUUACUAGGCUCCCAGGUUGACCAGAGAGUCUUCAAGGACUUGAUGAGUGAGAAACUCCCUCGGCUGCAUGCCCACUUUGAGCAAUACAGAGUGGACUACUCGCUCAUCACCUUCAACUGGUUCCUUGUUGUGUUUGUAGAUAGUGUGGUCAGCGACAUACUCUUCAAGAUAUGGGACUCUUUUUUGUACGAGGGGCCAAAGGUAAUGUUCCGGUUUGCUUUGGCGCUCUUUAAAUACAAAGAGGAGGAAAUCUUAAAACAGCAAGACUCGAUGUCCAUAUUCAAGUACCUCAGAUACUUCACUCGCACAGUCCUUGAUGCUAGGAAACUCAUCAGUAUUGCUUUUGGGGAUCUGAAUCCCUUUCCAUUGCGCCAGAUAAGAAAUCGGAGGGCCUACCACCUGGAGAAAGUCCGCCUGGAGCUCAUGGAACUUGAAGCCAUUCGGGAAGACUUCUUGCGUGAGCGGGAAACUAACCCAGAUAAAAGGGACCUCAUUAGUGAUGAUGAAGAAGAUGGUUGAGGAACCCCCAGGGGCCAAGACUCUUUCUGGAAGCUUGACCAAAGUUUUGUGGAGUGGCCUCUUCCUUACGGAUCCAGCAAAACUAAGCAACGUCAGCUGGAAAUUUGCAGGACAGAUUUCCAAGUCUUUAGCAUGCCGUUGCAGAAAUCUCCACCCCCCCCCACCAAAAUUUCUCUUUCUGUUUACCUUUUUUGCCAGAGUGUUAAAGAGCACUUUUUCUUGCACCUUGCAUCUCAGCUGCCACUUUCCCCCUUCUUUGAAGGACUCCUUUUUGAAGUGCCUACACGUAGGAAGCAGUAGCACAAAGUCCUUAAUCUUUUUAAUAUCCACCAUCUUACACUUAUUUCCCGGUUGCUUUCCCCACUCUUUCCCCUGCCCCAAAAUCCAUUUGGGAGAAUCACUCCUCAUUAGCCUUGAGUAUAUUGAACUAAGCUGGCAUUUUUCAUUUGCCAACUAGCAUUGGCAGUCCAUCUGUUUGUUUAAAACCAGCCCAAAUAUUGACAGAUCUUCAGCAUAUCUGUGCACGUACUUCAAAACUAUGAAAAUGUGAAGAGGCCUCAUGGGGCCAGUCAAAAGCCUUUCAGUGCUUUUGCCAGGAAGCAAAGUCCUCUGAAGACAUCAUUCCAUUAGUCCUAGUGGCUCUGUUUUUAGCAAGAAGAAUUGCUGAAGUCUGUUUUCACAUAGUGCUAAGUGAGCACCUUGAGAACUAUUAAUAAGGCUGCCUUGGACACCAUUGGUCUAUCUCUCUUUAAGAACUGGAAGGCAAGAAGUAGUUCUGCUGGAAAAGUUUUCUCUGGGUACUACAGGAAUGAAGGAAAUGGUGCUUUCUCGCUUACAUGAUACUCUUAAAGGCAUAGGAGCCCUCUCCAGGAUGGCAGAAGGAUAUGUUGUGUUUUGCCGGCACCUACCUGUUCUGGCCAGGUGAGGGUGCUCUUGCCUGAUGGGCUUCCCCCUCCAUGUAAUCCCAAUGAGCCCUUAGACCUUGGAGAUUUAUAUUGAGAAGCAUUUUUUUUUAAUGAGUGGCAGAUUGCUCAACUAAGCAAGCAUGUUGGUUUGACUUAAUGACCUGUGAAAGUGCUAUAAAUUCACCUGAUUUUUCUGCCACAGAGAGGUUUGGCAUAGAUUAACCCUAGAAGAAUCAAAAAAUGUGAAUUGUGUAUUUGCUUUCUCUUAUGAAAGGUUUAAUUUCUGAUAAUAUUUAAACUUGUUUUUUUUUCUUUUUGCACCUCUGUACUUCUUUCUGUUGCACAUUUUUAGGUGCUUGGCUCCUGUCAUUUUGCUGAAACUUAACGCCAGUGAAAUUACAGGUGGAUUCCUUCUAUUGUAUUAUUCUGACCUUUGCAGAAAUAUGUGUUAUCUUAGAUACAGUUGAUGAACCUGGAGAAAAUGAAGGCAGACGGUUCAUUACUUUGAGGGAUGGGUGUUCUUUUUCAUUAUUAAAGAUGACUGUGCUGAGA